Messenger RNA from Cynara cardunculus var. scolymus (artichoke), 390 nucleotides. RefSeq lists its product as uncharacterized. NCBI's taxonomy places the organism in Eukaryota, Viridiplantae, Streptophyta, Magnoliopsida, Asterales, Asteraceae. Bases 1 to 390 code for a protein of 129 amino acids. The record is from RefSeq and is a predicted model, not a curated record. The transcript has a single exon.
AUGCGAAUGGAUGACGCGGGAGUUCUAAGGAAGCUACAACUUCAAGAGUUAGAGAAAAUCAGAAACAACGCAUACGAGAGCUCCAAGAUCUAUAAGGAGCAGACCAAGGCUUUCCACAACAAGAUCAUCUCUCGGAAAGAGUUUGUGGUUGGACAAAAGGUUUUACUCUUUCAUUCAUGCCUAAAGCUGUUUCCCGGUAAGCUUAGAUCACGGUGGGUUGGUCCUUUCAUAGUUGUUAAGGUUUAUGCUCAUGGAGCAGUCGAUAUUGAAAGCCCGAAAACAGGUAAGUCGUUUAAGGUGAACGGGCAUAGACUGGAACCUUUUUAUGAAGGGUUUCAGUCUACGGACAUUGAUGUUAUGGCUCUUGAGCCACCGCUCGUUGUUAGUUAG